This is a messenger RNA of Myxocyprinus asiaticus (Chinese sucker), 450 nucleotides long. RefSeq names its product dynein light chain Tctex-type protein 2. Gene Ontology annotation, biological process: microtubule-based movement. NCBI's taxonomy places the organism in Eukaryota, Metazoa, Chordata, Actinopteri, Cypriniformes, Catostomidae. Gene Ontology annotation, cellular component: cytoplasm; cytoplasmic dynein complex. The coding region runs from base 1 to 450 and encodes 149 amino acids. The transcript has a single exon. The record is from RefSeq and is a predicted model, not a curated record. Gene Ontology annotation, molecular function: dynein intermediate chain binding.
AUGUCAGAUCCAAAGAUUCACGUUGAGACGAACAAUUCUGAUAGACACACCAACGGGAAAAACCGAGAACGCCCGGUGUGUGAAUCGAACCACAAAAUAUCUCGCCCUAAUCCCUUUCAACUGGGACCUGCCCUCAAAUUUCAACCACAUCUGAUUCGGGAGAAAUGCGAAGAACUGGUCAGGGAUGGAUUUGCUGAAAGAGGAUACGACCACGACGUGUGCCGGUCUAUCUCAGAGAAUGUGCGAGGGAAUAUACUGGCCAUGCUGAAGACGAUGUUCGACCGAUAUCGGUUCGUCGUCAAUAUCGCGGUCGGCGGUAAGACGGGCCAAUCAGUGAAGAUCGUGAGCCGGGCUCUGUGGGACGCUGAUGUCGACAACUACAUCACAAUCAACUACGAAAAUCGAGAUCUGUACACAGUGGCAACAGUGUUCGCGAUCUACUUCGAGUGA